CAAAAACAAAAGCAAACAGCCACUUCCUGUUUCUUGAGCACUCUCAGCCUGCAAGGCACAGGGUUAUACUUAACGGUCUGCCUCCUCAGUGUGGCCUCCUUUUCUUCCUGCUCUUCAGAGAAGAGGGCUUUAGAAAUCAGGACAGUUCUGAGAAGACUCUGGGGGUUGGGAUGCAAAGAGAUCGGCCUCUCAGGCCUGCCUAAACCAUUUCUCUGUUCCUCUCCAGUCUAAGUGAAGGUGGCAUGUGUUUUUGCCUUACAUCUCAUCUCCCCGCUUUUUCAUGUCAGCUAAUGGUUAUUCAGGAAACUUAUCUCAACCUGCUGGCCCUAUCCCAAAUCUUCAGGGCAUGGGUCAUGAGAAUGAUGUCAUGGCCAUGUGACUGCUGCCUAUACCUUGCUCCCUCUGCUGCCCUAGUCCUAACACUCUAAAAAGCCAGUUGUGUCCCCUGCUUCCAGCUUACCUGGACGAAGACCUGAGCAGAAAGGUUUUCUCCUGAUGGCUGACUCUCAACCACUCCUCUCCCUUGACGGGGACGCCGUGGCUGCAGAAGCCUUGCUCCGGGAUGUGUUUGAGAUUGUGGUGGAUGAGGUCAUUCGGAAAGGGACCAGUGCCUCCGAGAAGGUCUGCGAGUGGAGGGAGCCAGAGGAGCUGAAGCAGCUUCUGGAUUUGGAGCUGCGGAAUGAGGGGGAGUCACAGGAGCAGAUCCUGGAGCGCUGCCGGGCUGUGAUCCGCUACAGUGUGAAGACCUGUCACCCUCGUUUCUUCAACCAGCUCUUCUCAGGGUUGGAUCCUCAUGCCCUGGCCGGGCGCAUUGUCACUGAGAGCCUCAACACCAGCCAGUACACAUAUGAGAUCGCCCCCGUGUUUGUCCUCAUGGAAGACGAGGUGUUGAAGAAACUCCGGGCUCUGGUGGGCUGGAGCUCUGGGGACGGCAUCUUCUGCCCUGGUGGCUCCAUCUCCAACAUGUAUGCUGUGAACCUGGCCCGCUAUCAGCGCUACCCGGAUUGCAAACAGAGGGGCCUCUGGGCACUGCCGCCCCUGGCCCUUUUCACAUCAGAGGAGUGUCAUUACUCUGUCAAGAAAGGAGCUGCUUUUCUGGGACUUGGCACCGACAGUGUCCGAAUGGUCAAGGCAGAUGAGAGAGGGAAAAUGAUCCCUGAGGAUCUGGAGAGGCAGGUCGGCCUGGCUGAGGCUGAGGGUGCUGUGCCAUUCCUGGUCAGUGCCACCUCUGGCACUACCGUGCUGGGGGCCUUUGACCCUCUGGAGGCAGUUGCAGACGUGUGCCAGCGUCAUGGACUGUGGCUGCACGUGGAUGCCGCCUGGGGAGGGAGUGUCCUGCUGUCACAGACACAUAGACAUCUCCUGAAUGGGAUCCAGAGGGCUGACUCCGUGGCCUGGAAUCCCCACAAGCUCCUCUCUGCAGGCCUACAGUGCUCAGCUCUUCUUCUCCGGGACACCUCGAACCUGCUCAAGCGCUGCCACGGGUCCCAGGCCAGCUACCUGUUCCAGCAGGACAAGUUCUAUGAUGUGGCUCUGGACACUGGAGACAAGGUGGUGCAGUGUGGCCGCCGCGUGGACUGUCUGAAGCUGUGGCUCAUGUGGAAGGCACAGGGCGGGCAGGGGCUGGAGCGGCGUGUGGACCAGGCCUUUGCCCUUGCCCGGUACCUGGUGGAGGAAUUGAAGAAGCGGGAAACUUUUGAGUUGGUCAUGGAGCCUGAAUUUGUCAACGUGUGUUUCUGGUUCGUGCCCCCCAGUCUGCGGGAGAAGAAGGGGAGUCCGGAUUAUGGUGAAAGGCUGGCUAAGGUGGCCCCAAUCCUCAAGGAGCGCAUGGUGAGGAAGGGCUCCAUGAUGAUUGGCUACCAGCCCCAUGGUACCCGGGGCAACUUCUUCCGCAUGGUCGUGGCCAACCCUGCGCUGACGCGGGCGGAUAUGGACUUCCUGCUGAAUGAACUGGAACGGCUGGGCCAGGACCUCUGAGCCGCUCCUUCUCGCUGCUGGCCUGGACCCCUCCCCCAACCCUUACCAUCUCCCUGUAUCCCCUCCCCGUGUUCUCAAGAACAACCUCUCUAGGAAACAAAGCUGUCUUCAUUUUUAUGUGCUUUGACCCACGAACUCUCCUUUAAGUAUCUGAUAUUAAGAGAAUGUUUAAAUAAAUGAUAGUAUAUCCAUA
This is a messenger RNA of Delphinapterus leucas (beluga whale), 2170 nucleotides long. It is a transcript of the gene CSAD, whose product is annotated as cysteine sulfinic acid decarboxylase. Gene Ontology annotation, molecular function: sulfinoalanine decarboxylase activity; pyridoxal phosphate binding. NCBI's taxonomy places the organism in Eukaryota, Metazoa, Chordata, Mammalia, Artiodactyla, Monodontidae. Gene Ontology annotation, biological process: taurine biosynthetic process; carboxylic acid metabolic process. The record is from RefSeq and is a predicted model, not a curated record. Gene Ontology annotation, cellular component: cytoplasm.